UUAUUUUGAAAGUUUGAAAAUAACGAUUUGUUUUUUGUACAGUAUGCUGGAGUCAUUCAAUUGACUGUGAACAACAGCGUUUAUCAGAAAAACUGUGUCUUUAUAGUUUGCGAAGUUUUGAGAAGAAGGCAGAAAAUCAACGCAGCAACCAACCAAAAAAUAGUGCCAGUUUAUUGAUCUUUUGGAACAUCAUGGACAGUCUCAUUGGAGGCAGCAUGCUUCUUAGUAAGCUCAGCAAAUUGUUCACCCUCUUUUCGCCUAUUACAAUGUUACUCCUGACAACUGUCGUCUGUGCCGUCGCCGUAUACAAUCGGCGUCGGAAACAUCUUGUACGCAAUAUCGAAAGGAUUCCUGGCCCAGCCGGGAUACCAAUCCUGGGGAAUACGCUGCACAUCAACGUUGAUCACGAUGAAAUUUUCAACCGUAUCAUUGCCAUCCGGAAGCUCUACGGCCGAACUCAGGGCUUCAGUCGGGCAUGGAACGGUCCUCUUCCAUACGUGAUGAUCUCUAAAGCUAGUGCGGUUGAGCGCAUCCUUGGCAGUCAAAAGCACAUUGAAAAGAGCCAUGACUACGACUUCCUCAAACCGUGGCUCGGAACCGGAUUAUUAACGAGCCAAGGCACGAAGUGGCAUCCGCGACGCAAAAUCCUGACUCCUGCAUUUCACUUCAAAAUCCUGGACGAUUUUGUCGACAUUUUUCUGGAGCAAAGUGCGGUGUUGGUAAAGCGUCUCGAAACCGAGUUGGACAACGAUGCUGGAUUCAACUGUUUCCCAUACAUUACACUAUGUGCCCUCGACGUAGUUUGUGAAACCGCAAUGGGUCGUCAAGUGAAUGCCCAGUGCAAUUCAGACUCCGAAUACGUUAAAGCUGUGUAUCAAAUCGGUAGUAUUGUUCAAAACCGUCAACAAAAGAUUUGGCUACAACCAGAUUUUAUCUUUCGGCGAACUCAAGACUACAUCAAUCAUCAGAAGUGCCUGUCAAUACUACAUGAGUUUUCCAACCGUGUUAUACAUGAACGAAAAGAGGAAAUCCGUCAACAGCGAUUAACUGGCGAUGGUAACAACAACAGUGGGACAAGUCCCGCCAACAACGAAGACCGAAACAACAAUACCAACUUCUUAUCGUACGAAGAGUUCGGCCGCAAGAAACGGCUUGCUUUUCUCGACUUGCUGAUCGAAGCUUCUCAGGACGGCGCGGUGCUGUCUCACGAGGACAUUCGCGAGGAAGUCGAUACAUUCAUGUUCGAGGGCCACGACACAACUUCGGCCGCCAUCUCCUGGAUACUACUCCUUUUGGGGGGCGACCCUGCAAUUCAAGAUCGCGUCGUCGAAGAGAUUGAUUUUAUAAUGGGCGGCGAUCGUGAGCGUUUCCCGACAAUGCAGGAACUGAACGAAAUGAAGUACUUGGAGGCGUGCAUUAAGGAAGGGCUGAGACUAUACCCGAGCGUACCGCUUAUCGCUCGCCACCUAACUCAGGAUGUUGAAAUUGAUGGAUACGUGCUUCCAGCUGGAACCACCGCCAUGAUUGUCGUUUAUCAACUACAUCGAAAUCCAGACGUGUUCCCUAACCCGGAUAAGUACAAUCCAGACCAUUUCCUGCCAGAGAAUUGCCGUACUCGGCAUCCGUACGCCUACAUUCCGUUCAGUGCUGGUCCACGAAACUGCAUUGGACAAAAGUUCGCUCUAUUAGAGGAAAAGUCAGUCCUAUCCGCUGUGCUACGCCGAUAUCGAAUCGAGGCUGUUGAUCGUCGCGAAAAUCUGACGCUGCUUGGCGAGCUGAUACUACGACCAAAGAAUGGUCUACGGAUUCGCAUUUCGCGGCGUACCUGAAAGGAGUGUAGUAACCCAUAAGGAGUAAGGAGCUAUACAAAGUUAAUCCCAGGCGUUCAUUUACGAAUAAAUAGGCAUGUUUAUUCGUAAGUUGCAUGCUGUAUAUAGCAAUGACAAUAACAGGAUAACAGGAUUUAUAUAAUAAAUUCAUAUAACUCGUAUAACAGGAUUUCACAAUCUACUCGAUGUCUGCGUCAAUUCUUGCCCAAUAUCAUUCAUUUUGACAACUCAGAAGAGUUCCACAAACUGUAUACCCCAGUGAUGCAUAUUUGGGUAUCUAUUACGUCUCUUCUAUACAUACCAUACGAGGUCCAUGGACACUGUCCAAAACUGACGAAACCUUCUUAGCCACGACCGAGAGAAAACUGCUCAGAUUGAAUGCUGGCCGUGCAUGCGUAGAGGAACAAUGGAGGAGCCGUUAAAACAGCGAGCUGUAAGCACUGUAAGCGUAUUUGGACUAAUAGAAAAAAAAACUCGAUUCUUUUCAUGGGAAAGAUCUUUUUAUUGGCCGUUGGAUGGGUAAUUCUACAUAAUUCUAUAAUUCUAAUAAGAAGGACUAGAUUAUUUUUCAUUGAUUUAUUUUAUGUCUUAAAUUUAUAUUCGACUUUUGACAGUUACGCUGAAAACAUAGUGCAAAAACAAAUAUAGUGAUGGUGUCG
Anopheles cruzii is the source of this 2488-nucleotide messenger RNA. RefSeq names its product cytochrome P450 4c3 (gene Cyp4c3). The record is from RefSeq and is a predicted model, not a curated record. The coding region runs from base 192 to 1829 and encodes 545 amino acids. NCBI's taxonomy places the organism in Eukaryota, Metazoa, Arthropoda, Insecta, Diptera, Culicidae. The transcript has 5 exons. Gene Ontology annotation, molecular function: heme binding; oxidoreductase activity, acting on paired donors, with incorporation or reduction of molecular oxygen; monooxygenase activity.